AAGUUUUUAAAUUUUUAAAAAUUAAAACUAAAAACUAAACUAUAAUCAUAGGAAACAGAACAUAAUAUUUUUUGUUCAAUAAAAAAAAAAAUAGACGCAUAGAGUAAGAGAUUACUUGUGGUAUCGACUAUACUUGGGGUGUCGGCGAUAGUUGGGGUGUCGAUGAUACUUGUGGUGUUGACGAUGGCCAUUAGAAUGUUGCAGACGAGCGUUGAUGAAGCCAUGGAAACCAAGUUUAUGGAGAGAAAGCUAUGGAUCAAAGGAGGGAUGCAUUACCACACCCACUCCUUUUAGCUUGCCUUAUAUUGACGCCUAAAUUUGGUGGAAAAGUCUUCAACGACAAAUAGAAGCUUGCGUCACUC
Messenger RNA from Rubroshorea leprosula, 362 nucleotides. Lineage: Eukaryota; Viridiplantae; Streptophyta; Magnoliopsida; Malvales; Dipterocarpaceae. The record is from the annotation of a GenBank genome assembly.